AUGCAGCUGCCGCGGAAACUUUGGGUACUCGGAGUCGCUGUGGGACGGGGGCGGCUUCCCCGCGCAGCGGAGGGGCCCUCGGGGCGGCGGGGACGCAGGCGGGGCCGGGGCGACCCCCGGAGCCCGCCGGGGCCCGGCACCGCCGGGGCGACCCUCGGAGCUCCCCGGGGCCCGGCACCGCCCGGGCGACCCUCAGAGCCCGCCGGGGCCCGGCACCGCCGGGGGGACCCUCAGAGCCCGCCGGGGCCCGGCACCGCCGGGGCGACCCUCGGAGCCCGCCGGGGCCCGGCACCGCCGGGGCGACCCUCAGAGCCCGCCGGCGCCUGGCACCGCCGGGGCGACCCUCAGAGCUCCCCGGGGCCCGGCACCGCCGGGGCGACCCUCAGAGCCCGCCGGGGCCCGGCACCGCCGGGGCGACCCUCGGAGCCCGCCGGGGCCCGGCACCGCCCGGGCGACCCUCAGAGCCCGCCGGGGCCCGGCACCGCCGGGGCGACCCCCGGAGCCCGCCGGGGCCCGGCACCGCCGGGGCGACCCUCGGAGCCCGCCGGGGCCCGGCACCGCCGGGGCGACCCUCAGAGCCCGCCGGCGCCUGGCACCGCCGGGGCGACCCUCAGAGCUCCCCGGGGCCCGGCACCGCCGGGGCGACCCUCGGAGCCCGCCGGGGCCCGGCACCGCCGGGGCGACCCUCGGAGCCCGCCGGGGCCCGGCACCGCCGGGGCGACCCUCGGAGCCCGCCGGGGCCCGGCACCGCCCGGGCGACCCCCGGAGCCCGCCGGGGCCCGGCACCGCCGGGGCGACCCCCGGAGCCCGCCGGGGCCCGGCACCGCCGGGGCGACCCCCGGAGCCCGCCGGGGCCCGGCACCGCCGGGGCGACCCUCGGAGCCCGCCGGGGCCCGGCACCGCCGGGGCGACCCUCGGAGCCCGCCGGGGCCCGGCACCGCCCGGGCGACCCUCGGAGCCCGCCGGGGCCCGGCACCGCCGGGGCGACCCUCGGAGCUCCCCGGGGCCCGGCACCGCCGGGGGGACCCUCAGAGCCCGCCGGGGCCCGGCACCGCCGGGGGGACCCUCAGAGCCCGCCGGGGCCCGGCACCGCCGGGGGGACCCUCGGAGCCCGCCGGGGCCCGGCACCGCCCGGGCGACCCUCAGAGCCCGCCGGGGCCCGGCACCGCCGGGGCGACCCUCGGAGCUCCCCGGGGCCCGGCACCGCCGGGGCGACCCUCGGAGCCCGCCGGGGCCCGGCACCGCCGGGGCGACCCUCGGAGCCCGCCGGGGCCCGGCACCGCCGGGGCGACCCUCGGAGCCCGCCGGGGCCCGGCACCGCCCGGGCGACCCCCGGAGCCCGCCGGGGCCCGGCACCGCCGGGGCGACCCCCGGAGCCCGCCGGGGCCCGGCACCGCCGGGGCGACCCCCGGAGCCCGCCGGGGCCCGGCACCGCCGGGGCGACCCUCGGAGCCCGCCGGGGCCCGGCACCGCCGGGGCGACCCUCGGAGCCCGCCGGGGCCCGGCACCGCCCGGGCGACCCUCGGAGCCCGCCGGGGCCCGGCACCGCCGGGGCGACCCUCGGAGCUCCCCGGGGCCCGGCACCGCCGGGGGGACCCUCAGAGCCCGCCGGGGCCCGGCACCGCCGGGGGGACCCUCAGAGCCCGCCGGGGCCCGGCACCGCCGGGGGGACCCUCGGAGCCCGCCGGGGCCCGGCACCGCCCGGGCGACCCUCAGAGCCCGCCGGGGCCCGGCACCGCCGGGGCGACCCUCGGAGCUCCCCGGGGCCCGGCACCGCCGGGGGGACCCUCAGAGCCCGCCGGGGCCCGGCACCGCCGGGGGGACCCUCAGAGCCCGCCGGGGCCCGGCACCGCCGGGGGGACCCUCGGAGCCCGCCGGGGCCGCGAUCUGUCCGCGCAUCCCUUCCGCGCCGCCGCUGCCCCCGUCCCGCACGAAGUUAGCGGAGGCCGGGGGAAGGCGGCGCCAUGGAGGCCGGGCGGGGCGUUCCGGGUGAGCGCGGCGGCCGCGGCCCCACUCGCCGCCGGCCCGAAGCGCUGCGCGGGGCCCCCGGCGGGGCGCGGGGCGUGGUGCCGGCUCCUGGGCGGGAGCAGCCGGCCCGGCCCGGCCCGGGCAUCGUCCCGGGCCCGCAGCGGCGGAGCAGCUGCGCCUUCCUGUCAGCAGCGCAGCUGGGAGCGUCGCUGUGGUGUUGAAGGAACCUCAGCGUUUUCUCUCCUGAUGCGGCUGCAUCGCUGUCAGCCUGGUUAG
This is a messenger RNA of Gavia stellata (red-throated loon), 2244 nucleotides long. Its product is annotated as basic proline-rich protein-like. Bases 1 to 2244 code for a protein of 747 amino acids. The transcript has a single exon. NCBI's taxonomy places the organism in Eukaryota, Metazoa, Chordata, Aves, Gaviiformes, Gaviidae. The record is from RefSeq and is a predicted model, not a curated record.